Phaeodactylum tricornutum CCAP 1055/1 is the source of this 689-nucleotide messenger RNA. RefSeq lists its product with no specific name. The transcript is spliced from 2 exons. The coding region runs from base 1 to 621 and encodes 206 amino acids. The record is from RefSeq and is a predicted model, not a curated record. Lineage: Eukaryota; Bacillariophyta; Bacillariophyceae; Surirellales; Neidiaceae.
AUGCUGGAACGUUCUGAAUACUCCAACAAGCAGGAGACAAUUCUUAACAAGCAUUCUGGUAUCCUCCGGAAUAAGGUUCAGUUCCUUGGAAACACAGGCACGUCAAAAGUGGGGACAGUGGAAGCGCUGAUCCCUAUUGUUGCGCUUCAACGCAGCUUGCAGAAUGUGGAAAGCAAAUUAAAGAACACUCAGGGUGAAGUAAAUAUUGCGAGUACGCUGCGAGAAGUUCCAAAAGACGAGAGAGCCUUUAAAGCUCUAUUUGACGCCUAUUCCGACCCCGUUUCCUACAAACAGCGCUUUGUCGACCAGAACGCUUUCUUAGUUUACUACACUAAGGGCUUUGAUGGCCCUGGACGAGCUUCAAUUGAGCAGGACUUACCAACCCGCCAACCACGUCAGUAUGGUGCACGCAACGACGCCUGGAUUGCAUGGGACAAUUUCCUUGCUGAGUACAACUUCCAUCUACAAAACCAAGCCAGUUACGGCUCGAAAGACUUGCUGGAUCCUCUUUCAGAAGUCAUUCAUGCAUUAGAUCGGUAUUUAACGCAAGUGCCGGCAUCACAAUUGGAACAAGCUAGCAAUGCACUACCAACCCCAACCGAUUCCUUGUUUCUUCCAUGAUUGCUUUGCUGGCUGCCAUUUGUAUAUAGGGUUGAAAGAGCUACUCUGAAUGACUUUUUGCUUGAACU